Neomonachus schauinslandi (Hawaiian monk seal) is the source of this 1303-nucleotide messenger RNA. It is a transcript of the gene GCLM, whose product is annotated as glutamate-cysteine ligase modifier subunit. Gene Ontology annotation, biological process: glutathione biosynthetic process. Gene Ontology annotation, molecular function: glutamate-cysteine ligase catalytic subunit binding; enzyme regulator activity. Gene Ontology annotation, cellular component: glutamate-cysteine ligase complex. The record is from RefSeq and is a predicted model, not a curated record. Bases 242 to 1066 code for a protein of 274 amino acids. The transcript is spliced from 7 exons. Lineage: Eukaryota; Metazoa; Chordata; Mammalia; Carnivora; Phocidae.
AGUCAACUCUCCGGCGGCGGCCGCAGUAGCAGCAGCAGCCGCCGCGGCCAGCGCGUCCUUCCCGGGCCGCAGCUCCGUCAGUCCGGCCUCCCGAGGUCACGAGCGCAGGCCGAGGUCCCGCCGCGUGGGGCGGCCAGCCUCGCGCUCGGCUCUCCGGCCUCGGGCACCGCGUCCUGCAGGGCGGCCUCCUUCCUCGCCUGCGGCCCCGUCGCCUCCUGGCCCCCCUCCGUCGGCCGCUGCCAUGGGCACCGACAGCCGCGCGGCCGGGGCGCUGCUGGCACGGGCCCGCACCCUGCACCUGCAGACCGGGAACCUGCUGAACUGGGGUCGCCUGCGGAAGAAGUGCCCGUCCACGCACAGCGAGGAGCUUCGAGAUUGUAUCCAAAAGACCUUGAAUGAGUGGAGCUCCCAAAUCAGCCCUGAUUUGGUCAGGGAAUUUCCAGAUGUCUUGGAAUGUACCGUAUCUCAUGCAGUAGAAAAGAUAAAUCCUGAUGAAAGAGAAGAAAUGAAAGUUUCUGCAAAACUCUUCAUUGUAGGAUCAAACUCUUCAUCAUCAACUAGAAAUGCAGUUGACAUGGCCUGUUCCGUCCUUGGAGUUGCACAGCUGGAUUCUGUGAUCAUUGCUUCACCUCCUAUUGAAGAUGGAGUUAAUCUCUCCUUGGAGCAUUUGCAGCCUUACUGGGAGGAAUUAGAAAACUUGGUUCAGAGCAAAAAGAUUGUUGCGAUAGGUACCUCUGACCUAGACAAAACUCAGUUGGAACAGCUGUAUCAGUGGGCACAGGUAAAACCAAAUAGUAACCAAGUUAAUCUUGCCUCCUGCUGUGUGAUGCCACCCGACUUGACUGCAUUUGCUAAACAAUUUGACAUACAGCUAUUGACUCAUAAUGAUCCAAAAGAACUGCUUUCUGAAGCCAGUUUCCAAGAAGCUCUUCAGGAAAGCAUCCCUGACAUUCAAGCACAUGAGUGGGUGCCCCUGUGGCUACUGCGGUAUUCGGUCAUUGUUAAAAGUAGAGGAAUUAUCAAAUCAAAAGGCUACAUUUUACAAGCUAAAAGAAGGGGUUCUUAACUACGACUUAGGAUCAUAACCUACUGACUUGUAUUUUCCUUGAAUAGAAGAUAAAAUUGAGAUGUAUAAAAAUUAGUUACUGCCUGUAAAUGGUGUCAUGGAGGCAGAUAUUCUUCAGUUAUAUUUGACAAUAUGUUAUCUGUCAAGAUUUGAAUACUUCUCUUGCCUCCAUAUCAGUUCACUCACAUGAACUCCACUGUAUUGUUUUCAUUAAACUAUUGUUUUCUAAUUGAAAUU